AUGAAGCAGGAUAUGGUCCCCCAGUAUGAGAGCUUCGUCAACCCGAGUGACCUGCUCAAAUGGGUUGAAGAACAGCCGGAGGAGUCGUGGACUUCCAUCGCGCAAAAUGUUUUUGACCACCUCCUCUCCCUGGCCGCCCAGCCCAAGGGAGUCUCGGGCAACUCAUGCGUGAAGCUCUGCGGAUUUGUGGAGCAAAGCUCCAAGUCUGGCAAGCUCGCCCUGCGGCAAUGGGCCUUCUCCAAAGAGCCCAGCCUGGGCCUCUUCAACUUCUUCAUCAAGUGGAAUGAGACCGAGCAGCACCGGUCCAUGAAGUUGGUCCUGGACCUUCUGCCCUCGCUCAUCCGCCGCAACCCCGACCAGGCCGUCUCCGAGCUGGUCAAGACGACCAUCUUGGACACCCUCAUCUCCAUCAUCGGGCCGCAGUCCACCAAGCCUUUGGUCAAGUCAUCGCUCAAGGCCAUGGACUACUUUGCCGGCAAGUCUGUCUUCAGCGUCGACGAUAUCGCGGCGAGCUACAGGCGGACGCAGCCGGGACGCAGCUGGGUGUCGGACAUUGCCCUGUGGGAGGACUUUUUCGGCCAGAUGCUCGACUGGAUGACCAUGCACUACGUGUGUCCGACCACGGGCAAGUUUAUCGUGACCAUCUUCAGGGUACUGCGGCAGCAGUCUCUCAAGGCCCCUCAAGCUGCGGGCGCCGAGCAGUUCAGCGUCGAGAUGUGGCUUCGCUGGGUGCAGGCCGCCAUUGCCAAGACGCCGUCCCUGCUCGAGGGCAUCAAGACUUAUGUUUUCCUUCCGCUGUUCAAAGAUGACCGCAAGGACUCGGUCCAGAUCCUGGAGCAAAUCAACAGCAUGUGGUCUACGUCUGGCUCGGCCGUGGCUGAGCUAGACACUCUGGCCCAGCUGAACCUUGCCGUGCUCGAAGUCGGCAAAAAGGUUGGCAUGGUUGAGGAGCCUGGUGCCAUUUACAGAGAAGAGUCUUCCUCAGCAGUCGUCUUGGAAGAGGCCGUGCUCGAGAGAGUCCUGUCGCAUCCAUCCCAUGAGCUCCGCUCGCUGGCGCUGUCCCUCAUCGUUGCCUCACCGUCGACGACGAGGCCUUACUCACCAGUAGCUCUCCGCCUGUUGCAAGCCCACCUCCCGACGUACUUUUCAGAGUCGGACGCCAAGUUCCGCAUGGAACUGUUGAGCAAGCUGAAAGACAUGUUCAAGCGCAGCAGGGGCGCCAUCUUCAUCCUGCACAAGAGUCUGGCCCGUCUCAGGGCCUUUGACGGCGCUGCCAACGGCGCGCCAAAGGCUCCCAAGGCGCCGCCAAAGCAGGCGAACCACCGCACCAACAUUCUGCUCUGGCCCGAGGACAAGCUACGAGCGAGCUUGAAGCAGCACGAAGACUUCCUGGCGUGGUAUAUUGCCUUUUUGCGGUCAGAGCUGAUUCCCACAGCUUCCUUCCAGCGACACUUCACGGCGCUGAGGGCCGUCGCCUUUAUUCUCAAGCUCGAAGCCGACGCCGGCAAGACCUGGGAGACGGAAGAGGACGAGACCCUGUUCUUCAACCUCUUUGACGGAAAAUGGACCCGCGCGCUGCUCGACCUCAUCAUGGACCCCUUUGAUGAUGUCCGGGAGAACGGAACGUCCGUCCUCAAGAGCUUGUUCGCCGACAAGCGCUUCAAGUGUCUCGUCGGCACCCAGGGGAUCUCGCCGACCCUGGAAGAGUUUUUAUCGAGAGCAGAGGACAUUGCGCGCAGGACGGCGCGAGCCGAUCACGCCGAUGGCGUCGCUCGGACAAACGAGCUUCUCUUUAGAUUCUACGACGGCAGAGAGGCGCAGAUUGCGCACAUUUCAAAGUUGAUGGAUCUCCUUGAAGGCAAGCUCGCGUUCGCCGAGGCCGACCUGGGCAAUGCCGUUCUGGAGGCGCCGGUGCACGGCUACUUUGCUUCUCUCCGUUACAUCUGGCAAGCUGCAGCUGACAUGAGCUUCUCACAAUCCGAGAUCGAGGCGAUGACCACCCUCCAGAGCCGAAUCGUCAAGUGCUGUCAACGCAUCUGGGCUGCGGUACGGGACAUCCUGUGCGACGACUCGCCCGAGGGCCACUUACCUCAGGAGCUGGAAGAUCUCGAGGGUCUCGACACCAAGGACCUGCUGAGCUACAGCUUCCGCGCCAUCCACGAGUCGAGCGCCUUGAUGCGCGUCAUGGUCCUGCCCCUCAAGUCCAAGGCCAAGGAGGGAACUCUGCGCCCCUCGACCGACCUCUUCACGAACGUCGGAUCCUUGACCUUUGACCAGCUGUCGAGCCUGAGACACCGCGGCGCCUUCAACACGGUCUCGCUGUCGUUCGCGACCUGCUGCCAGCUGGUCAAGCACCUGGACGACCCGAAAGCCGGCCACGAAGGCGGCGAGACGCUGCUCGACGUUUGGUACAGAGGCACCAAGGAGUGCAUCUUUUCCCAGGCGUCCACCACCCGCCGCUCCGCCGGUAUCCCGGCCAUGAUCACGGGCAUCGUCUCCGCCAACGCGCCGCAGCCCUCCUUCGACGUCGUCAUCGAGGAGCUCGUCGCCAUCGCCCGCAAACCCGCCUUCAACUCCGAGUCGGACGGCUCAAAACUGCCCCAGGUCCACGCCCUCAACUGCCUCAAGGACAUGUUCAAGAGCUCCUUCAUCACCCAGCUCGGCAAGUCCGCACCGCACAUCCCGCAGUGCCUCGACCUCGCCGCCGGCAGCCUAAAGUCCGAGGUCUGGGGCAUCCGCAACUGCGGCCUCCUCUUCCUGCGCUCCCUCCUUGACAACCUCUUUGGCACCAAUGAGAGUAAGGCGACCCUAGAGGCCGGCUGGGAUGGGCGGACGACCCGCCUGCAGUACCACAAGUUCCCGAUCCUGCCCUCCGUGCUCCUGAACCUCCUGCGCUCGGGCCGCGAGGUUAUGAAGCCCACGACCCUCGGCAGCACCAUCGCCGCCGAGUCCGUUUUCCCGGCCCUCGACAUCAUUCGCCGCGCGGGACCUCCCGAUGCCUCGCGCGAUGAGCUCUACGGCCUCGUGGCGGGCUACCUCGCGAGCCCCGUCUGGCACGUGCGGGAGAUGGCCGCCCGCGCGCUGUGCUCUUUCCUGCUCAAGGACGACGACUGGGUCGGGCUCGCCGAGGCCGUCAUUGACGAGUCCCUCGCCGCGGCGCCCGCGAGCAGAAACAACCACCUCCAUGGCGGCCUGCUGACCGUGAAGGCAGUCUUUGAGCGGCUCUCCGAUGUAUCGCCCCAGAGACUGUCCUCUGCCCUACCGCGCGUGAUCUCGAUCCUCAGCGGUCUCGAAGCGAGCGCGUCCGACUCCUUCGCAUCAUGCCCAGACAUCCGCGCCGCCUACCUGGAAGUCCAAAACCUCAUCUCCCUCUUCGCCCUUUCCCACCCCUCAUCCUCGGCCGCCUCCUCGACCUCCGAAUCAAUCUCCCAAUCUCCGCAAAGCGCUCUUCUCCGCACCCAACUCGCCAUCGCCGCAGUCCACGCUGCCCAGAACGACCCCUCCCCGUCAGACGCCCUCCGCGAGACCCUGCUCUCGACAAGCACAACCAGCGUAGAGGCGACAAUCACAACCCUCGAGACCCUCGCCUCGGUCCACCACCCGCGUCUGACCCCGGAGGCGGCAGCAUCCUACGCCGCGCUGUACGCCGACGUGGCCCGCUCCACCACGCACCCGGACUCCUGCGCGGCAGCCCUCAACAACCUCGCAGAGGUCCUCGACCUCGUCCUGGCAGCCUGCCCCGAUGGGAAGAACAACGACGAAGACGACAGCAAAGAGCCUCUCUCAAGCCUCCUCCCCGCCCCCGAGACCCUGACACAGCUCUGGCAAGACCUCCUCGCAAGAACAAUAAACCCGAACCUCUCCAACGCCAUAACCCGCGCCAGUGGCCCCAUCAUGGCAUCCCUCGUCUCCCACCACCCCGCCUCCACAUCCGCCUCGCAAUCCCUCCGCGGCUGGGGCUAUAUGAUGUCCUCGGCCCUCCACGACUCCCGCCCCUUUGACACCCGCAUCGCCGCAGCAGCCUCCCUCACCUCCUUCUUCUCCUCCUCCUCCUCCUCCUCCCUCCUCACACAAGCAGACCCAAAACAAGCCCCCCUCCUCCCGGCCCUCACAGCCCUCUACGACGCCCUCAACGACGAUGACGACGAAGUCCGCGACCUAGCCUCCCUCUCCGCAAAACACAUCCUCGCCCAACCUCUCGCCCCCCUGGACGCCGCCUCGAUGCUCCUCACGUACAUCGCCAUGACAUACCGCGACGCCCCCGCCCUCCACUCGCUCCUAGCGUCUCGUCUCACGGGCCAGCAGCAAGACUCCAAAGACGAGGCCGAUACCAAGACCUCUGAACAAUGGGACACGGCACAAACACAACUCGCCGCCGCCCUCCGCUUCGACGACUCCCUCUUUGCAAUCGAAGAACAAAACCUCUUCAUCGACGAGGUGCGCGAAUCAAAACGCUGGGCCAUUGUCCUACAAGACGUCUUCUCCUCCUCCUCUUCGUCGGCAGCGCACGCCGCUCUCACAAAAUGGACAUCCGACGGCCUCGACGCCCUCCUGGACCUCGCAUCCCGCCCCGAAUACGCCGACGACGGCCCCCUGGGCUGGACCUCGGACCCGGACGUCUACGCCGUUUGCGCCCGCGUCCUCCUCGCCGCGGCCGCGCUCGCCAAGGUCGGCGUCGACGGAUCCGAGUCGUUGGGAACCAGGUUGGAGCGACUGCAGAGCGUGGGUCAGCAGGGCAGGCUUCACGGGCUGUUGCUGGAGAUGACGACUGCAUGA
Colletotrichum orchidophilum is the source of this 4776-nucleotide messenger RNA. RefSeq lists its product as uncharacterized. NCBI's taxonomy places the organism in Eukaryota, Fungi, Ascomycota, Sordariomycetes, Glomerellales, Glomerellaceae. The transcript has 4 exons. Gene Ontology annotation, biological process: tRNA methylation. The coding region runs from base 1 to 4776 and encodes 1591 amino acids. The record is from RefSeq and is a predicted model, not a curated record. Gene Ontology annotation, cellular component: cytosol.